Molecule: messenger RNA, 660 nt
Organism: Spodoptera litura
Lineage: Eukaryota; Metazoa; Arthropoda; Insecta; Lepidoptera; Noctuidae
Product: acylphosphatase-2
Molecular function (GO): acylphosphatase activity
Source: RefSeq, a predicted model, not a curated record
GUCAUCAUUGCAGAAAAGCAAUUAUCUUUCCUUUCGUCGUAUUCAUUAACGCUAAAUUCAAAAUACAAUAUCGUGUGGUGUUUCAAAUAUAGGAAAUAUUAAUAAAUGUUACGUGUCUUAAUCUUAACAGCUGUGGCCGCUACCUUUCGUAGCAAUUUCGCAACUGUAGCUGCAAUGAAUUUUAAAUCUGUUGACUUCGAAGUAUUUGGCCGGGUCCAAGGUGUUUUCUUCCGAAAGUACACCAAAGAGCAGGCCGAAAAGCUGGGUCUUCGAGGCUGGUGCAAGAAUACUUCGACAGGCACAGUGCUCGGACGAAUGCAGGGACCGACUGACAAAGUAGAGGCAAUGAUGCACUGGCUGAAGACCACUGGGAGUCCCAGUAGCAAAAUAGAAAAAUGUGAGUUUAGAAACCAGAUAAAUAUCGACGAUUACACCUUUAAUAAUUUUGAAAUCCAUCGUGAUUAAUUACUUCCAAGUACUAUACAAAGUAAUUUCAAAUUGCAAUAUGAUAAGCUUAUAAUUUCAUGUUUGUAUUAUAUCAUAAUGUGUUGGGAUAUUUUGAAUACUCGGCCGUGUUAGGUACACGUACACACACGACCGUAAUAUCGUAUUUGUAAUUUAUUUGAGUUGAGACUAACUAUAAUACACUCGGGAAUUAAC